Pyricularia oryzae 70-15 is the source of this 2439-nucleotide messenger RNA. RefSeq names its product AP-3 complex beta3B subunit. NCBI's taxonomy places the organism in Eukaryota, Fungi, Ascomycota, Sordariomycetes, Magnaporthales, Pyriculariaceae. Gene Ontology annotation, cellular component: membrane coat; AP-3 adaptor complex. The record is from RefSeq and is a predicted model, not a curated record. Bases 1 to 2439 code for a protein of 812 amino acids. Gene Ontology annotation, biological process: intracellular protein transport; vesicle-mediated transport. The transcript has 3 exons.
AUGGAGUCCAUCUCGCGCAUUUCCUCGCUUCUUGAGAGCGCCCGAGAGCUCACCCUCGAUGCUGCCUCGGCCGCCGCGUCCCGGGGCUCACGCACCUCCACAAGGCCACCGGACAAGGCGCAAAUAAAGAGGCUUCUGGACAGCCGCAAUGAGAGGGAGGUUCUGGAUGGACUACGAAAGGUCAUCGCGAUGAUGUACCGGUCGCAAAAUAUUCUUCAGUUCUUCUCUUCCGUGGUAAAAAAUGUCGCAUCCCCGAACCUGGAGAUCAAGAAGCUGGUCUACAUCUACCUCCUUCACCAUGCCGAACAAGAGCCGGACCUGGCAUUGUUGUCCAUCAACACGAUCCAAAAGUCACUGUCGGACGGCAACCCGCAGGUCAGAGCGCUCGCUCUACGCACAAUGUCAGGCAUCCGCGUCCCCGUGAUCAGCCAAAUCGUCUCCCUGGCUAUCAAGAAAGGGGUCGGUGACAUGAGCCCGUAUGUGCGCCGGGCUGCCGCCCUAGCGAUUCCGAAAUGUCAUCGUCUCGAUCCCACUCAGCUGCCACAGCUCCUUGAAUAUCUCACCACUCUGCUCGGUGAUAAGCAGUACUACGUUGCAGGUGCUGCAGUCACUGCCUUCCUGGAGGUCUGCCCAGACCGGCUGGAUCUGAUACAUAAACAUUACAGAGCCCUAGUACGAAAAGUCGUAGACAUGGACGAAUGGUCACAGCUUUCGACUUUACGGUUGAUGACGGUCUAUGGGAGGAAAUGUUUCCCGAGGCGGACGCGCACAGUAAAGAUCAAAACCGUCAAGAACCAUACUCCGGAUCUACAGGACUUCUACGGGGAAGGGGACGGAACUAACAGUCCAGAUAAGGAAGGUACAGACGGCGAAAAGGUUGUCAUACUUGAUCCGGACCUUGAGUUAUUUCUUAAUAGCAUCAAGCCGUUAUUACACAGCCGCAACUCGGCUGUAAUUGUCUCCGUAGCGCGGAGUUUCAUUGCGCUAGGGACAGACUCACACAUCAGCUCCGCGAUCGGCCCCUUGAUCGCCCUCCUCCGUGGGCCACAGGACACCCAGCAGGCCGCCCUUUACAGCAUUGUAUCCGUGUGCCUAUCUCGACCGGCCGAAUUUGCGCGUUAUGCGACGCACUGUCUCGUGCGCGGCACCGACACACCGGAAGUGUGGGAGCUUAAGCUGGAGGUGCUUACGCUCAUCUUUCCGCACGCCACCCCUCACGUUAAGUCGUUGAUCCUGUCGGAACUGGAACAUUUUUCCCGAGGAGGCUUUGGCUCACAGCAGGACAGGGAGCUCAUGCGCGCUGCCGUGCGAGCCAUCGGACGUUGUGCACAGGCAGACGCGGCAGCAUCUCGCCGGUGUUUACGACUUUUACUUGGGCAAAUCACGAGUUUGGAUGGUACACUUGCCGCCGAGAGCUUAACUGUCAUACGGCAUCUGAUCCAGCGUGAUCCAAGCUCUCACCUCUCCACCGUAGUCAGGCUGGCGAGAAAUCUCGACUCUGCCACUGACCCAUUAGCGCGCGCAACUAUCGUCUGGCUGGUUGGUGAGUUUGCUGGUAUCAACGAUGGCGACAACGUUGCGGCCGAUGUUUUGCGUAUUCUACUCAAGGAUUUCGCAAAUGAGGCCGAGGUCACCAAGCGACAGAUCCUGCUGUUAGCUGCCAAGGUCCACUUGCACCGUCUUAACAGAACUGCUGGGAAUGACUCUGCCAAAAAGGAGCAAAAGCCAUUAGUAUCAGGUGAACCCCUGGAGACCGAAGGAUGGGGAGCUCCUGAUGAGUCGGAGGCGCAGUCACCCAAGGAGCCAGAGGAGGCUCAUCCAACCGCAAUUCUAUGGGAUUAUACACUAGUAUUAGUCCGGUACGACACAUCCUACGACCUCCGCGACCGCGCGAGGAUGUACAGGGCCCUGCUUGGAGUGCCCCAGCUGGCGACACUGAUGCUACUCGCACCAAAGCCGGCGCCACAGGCACCAAGCCCGUCAGAAGUACGUAAGGGGUACACUCUCGGAUCGGCAGCGCUCGUGCUCGCUAGGGGCGGCGGAGUUCAUGGCCUCAGAGGUUACGAGCCGUUGCCCGACUGGGUCGAGGAUGGCAAGGAACCGGAUCCGAUGCUGCGCGAGGGAGAUGGGGCGGUCAAGAGUACAUAUGGCGAGACGCGAUCAGUACCGGCUGCUGAGAGUCUUGACAGCGCUGUCGGGUCGUCAAUGCCAACCUCGAAGGCCGUCAAGGCUUCUAAUGGAAUGGGCGAAAAGUCACUGGAUGACUGGCUCGCCGAGAGUGAACAUGAAGAGGAAGAAGACGAUGAUAGUGGUGAGAGUGAGGAGGAGAGCUCCGAUGAAGAGGAGGAAGAGGAAGAGGAGGACGACGAGGAUGAUUCGGAUGAGGAAGAAAGUAACGACGAUCAGGGGGAAGGAGAUAGACUUGUUGGUCGGUCUUAG